AUGGCUGGUGUUGAUACCAGCGAGAUCCGCCAAUGGAGAUCAAUAGUUACACUCAUCGCCUUUGUAAUUGCUAAUAUCCUUGUACUCUGGCCCUUCCAUAUCCCUGUGUACGUCCCGAAACCCCUCGUGGACGUGACAUGGCGAUGUUUUGUCCACCUUCGCAUUAUACCAGCAACCACACAUCAUGCCAUUCUUCACAACAAAGAGCGUUGCACAAAACAUUUUGUGCGCUUCAAUUUUCCUGUCAAUUUCAUUACUGCGCCUCUAAUUGCUGAUUUGUUCCUCUUGGCUAUCUCUGCGAUUGGUCGCCAAGAAGUACACGAUGGAACCGUCGGCGCAAACCAUAUCCAUCCUCUUGACAUCAUGGCCUUCUUCAUCACUCUGGCUUACAUUGCCAUAUCUAUCGACGCGUCUGGUAUCAUCAGAUGGUUGGCUUUCAAGGUGCUGUCCUGGGGUGGAAAGGUCGGCCAUCGACUCUUCUUCUACCUCUAUGCUUUCUUCUUCCUGCUUGGAAGUUUCAUCGGCAACGAUCCCAUCAUUCUCUCUGGGACAGCUUUCCUCGCAUACAUGACGCGAGUUUCGAAAAACAUCACAAGCCCGAGAGCUUGGAUCUUCACGCAGUUCUCAGUUGCCAAUAUCGCUUCAGCCAUCCUUGUCUCAUCUAACCCCACCAAUCUUGUCCUGGCUGGGGCGUUCGAUAUCAAGUUCAUCGUCUACACCGCCAAUAUGAUCGUUCCGGUUGUGGUUACAGCCAUCGUUCUCUUCCCAUUCCUCCUCUAUGUCGUGUUUGCCGAUGAAAAGCUCAUUCCUUCCGAAAUCGAGAUGCACACCCUACCUCAAGCAGCGAAAGAAAAAGAACCGGUCAACCCAAACAUCCCCUACGUGCAACACCAGGCCGAAGAAUCCGCCGAAUCGGGUGAGGGCCGACAAGAAAUGACUCUCUCACUUGCUUACAUCAUGAAUCCAUUCCUCGACCGCAAAGGCGCAGCAUUUGGCGCUCUAAUUAUGUCAGCCACCCUCAUCACCGUCUUAGCUAUCAACGCCGCGAGUACAGGUACUGGCGAGAUCCCUGUCUUCUGGGUGACUGUUCCAGCCGCAUUCGUCAUGUUUUGCUGGGAUUUAGGAUCUGGCUGGAUUCAUCGACACGAUACGCGUGAAACAGCUGCAAAGUACAAGGCGGAAAUGGUAACCGCAAGAGCCGAAAGAGCUCUUCAAAGAUCUGCAAUUUCGCAGGAUGAAUCAGAACCCAAGCUGGAUGCCACGUUUGGCGUCUCCGAUGGUGGUGCCGCUGCAAAUGGCGAGCAAACAGAAGGCAUUGCACUCAAGAAUCUCCCAGACACCAACGACCAUACCAAUUCUCAAUUCGAAAUCCCAAAGCUGGUGGUUUCAAACACUGCAGGAAAUAGCCCUGUUAUCAUAUCAGGAUCGGAGCCACAAACGCCAGCGCAAAAGUUCAACACUCCCCCGGGUGGCGAGGACACUCUCCACGCCCAGAACAUGUCAACAUUACCCUCGGCGCAGAUGGAUGCAGAGAAACUUGAAGCUGGCAAUUCCCAACAAACAUCAAAACAGCCGAUUGAUAAACCCAACCUGGUUUCAAAGUCGCGAGAGGCAUACGAGUGGCUCCAAGAGACCUUUCCAACUGUUAUGGCUGUAGCGGCUCAUCUUCCAUUCGCCUUGGUACCAUUUGCGUUUGCCAUGUUUGUGCUCGUUCAAGCACUUGUGAGCACAGGCUGGGUCAACGUUUUUGCGUGGGGAUGGUAUCACUGGUCCAAGAGGACCGGUACUAUUGGAAGUAUUGGUGGAAUGGCAUUUCUUUCAGUCGUUUUGUCCAACUUCUCGGGCACUAACAUUGGCACCACGAUUCUUCUAUCACGUAUCAUCCAAGCCUGGAAGGAAAUCAACUGCACAGUAGACACCAGUCUCAUCACUGAUCGAACAUACUGGGCCACGAUUUACAGCAUGGCUCUUGGCGUCAACUAUGGCGCGUUCAGCACCGCUUUUAGCGCGUCUUUGGCUGGUCUUCUUUGGAGGGACAUUCUCGCUCGGAAGCACAUUCAUGUAAAAAGCCACGAGUUUGCACGAGUGAACUUUCCUAUAAUUGCUAUUUCCAUGGCGGUUGGAUGCUUGGUUUUGGUGGGAGAAGUGUAUAUCGUGAGGGAUAACUCUCCGUAUGCAUCUUGGGAAAAGGCUUGUCCGAAUCGUUGA
Fusarium venenatum is the source of this 2208-nucleotide messenger RNA. RefSeq lists its product as uncharacterized. Gene Ontology annotation, biological process: transmembrane transport. Gene Ontology annotation, cellular component: membrane. The record is from RefSeq and is a predicted model, not a curated record. Lineage: Eukaryota; Fungi; Ascomycota; Sordariomycetes; Hypocreales; Nectriaceae.